UUUUUCUGGCUCUCCCUCAAUGUAUGGCUCUUCUGGAAAACCUUCCUGCUCUAUUAUCAAGGGCUACAGUAUUAUUAUUUGUAUCAGAUGUUAGGGCUAGGAUUGUGUGUUAGCAGAGCUUCAGCAUCUGUCCUCAAUCUCAACUGCUGCCUGGUCCUUCUACCAAUGUGCCGCGUUAUCUUGGCCUUCCUGCGAGGAUCUCAGAAGGUUGCCAGCAAGAAAACCAGAAGGCUGCUAGACAAAAGUAAAACUUUCCAUGUGACAUGUGGUGUUACAAUAUGCAUCUUUUCAGUCUUACAUGUUGCUGCUCAUCUGGUGAAUGCUCUUAACUUCUCUGAGAACUACAAUGAAGAAUUUCUGGCCCUAAAUGCAGCAAACUAUCGUGGUGAGGACCCAAGGAAACUACUUUUUGCAACUGUUCCAGGUCUGACUGGAGUCAUUAUGGUGUUAGUAUUAUUCCUAAUGUGUACAGCUUCCACGUUUGCCAUCAGGGUUUCAAACUAUGACAUCUUCUGGUAUACACACAACCUUUUCUUUGUCUUCUAUAUGCUGCUGAUGCUGCACGUUUCUGGGGGAGUGCUCAAGUACCAGACGAACUUAGAGGAACACCCUCCUGGUUGCUUUAAUCCUAACAAAACGCUCCGACAGAAUCUGACUGUGCCAAAGGCUUUUGAAGAGCUGUUUCCUGACUAUGCUACUGAGCCUUUCCCAGAGGACUUCCCAGUACCAGAACCCUUUGUACAAAAUCACUUUAUGAGAAUUUGUUCCGAGGAACCCAAGUUCCAGUCACACUUCCCAGAGACCUGGUUUUGGAUUUCUGGACCCCUGUGCUUGUACUGUGUGGAAAGGCUGUACCGCUACAUCCGCAGCAAUAAACCAGUCACAAUAACUUCGGUAAUAAGCCAUCCCUCCAAUGUCCUUGAAGUAAGGAUGAUGAAAGAUGACUUUGAAGCAAGGCCUGGUCAGUAUGUCAUUCUACACUGUCCAAGAGUAUCUGCCCUGGAAAGCCAUCCAUUUACCCUUACAAUGUGCCCUACAGAUACCAAAGCAACGUUUGGGGUCCACGUAAAAAUAGUAGGAGACUGGACAGAAAGAUUUCGGGAUUUACUGCUUCUACAUUCAAAUCAAGAUACAGAGAUUCUGCCCAUCUUUCAGCAGAGACGCUAUCCCAAACUGUAUGUGGAUGGACCUUUUGGAAGUCCCUUUGAGGAAGCACUGAACUACGAGGUCAGUCUCUGCGUGGCUGGAGGUAUUGGAGUUACACCAUUUGCAUCAGUACUCAACACACUGCUGGACGGCUGGAAAUGCUACAAGCUCAGAAGACUCUACUUCAUUUGGGUGUGCAGGGACAUUGAAUCUUUUAGCUGGUUUGCAGAUCUGCUAUGUAUGUUGCAUAACAAGCUUUGGCAGGAGAAUCGGCCAGACUAUAUUAAUAUCCAGCUGUACCUCAGUCAAACAGAUGGAAUACAGAAAAUAAUUGGUGAAAAAUAUCAAGCUUUAAACUCCAGGCUUUUGAUUGGACGACCCCAGUGGAAACUCCUGUUUGAUGACAUAGCAAAGUGUAACAGGCGGAAGACCAUUGGAGUUUUCUGUUGUGGACCAAACAAAAUCUCUAAGAUACUUCAUAAACUGAGCAACAGCAGCAACUCUUAUGGGACAAGGUUUGAGUACAAUAAAGAAUCCUUCAGCUGAAAGUCUGUUGGACUAGCAAGACUCACCAGAAGAUAAAAGUGCAAUUUUUUAUUUUGUACAACUUAGAAGUUCAUCUGUGGUUUAAACAGAUAGAAAUGUACCAAAGUGUAGCACAGAUGUUUUUAUUUAUGAUUAUUUAAGACUGUGAAUGCAGCAGUAUACCAACAAAUAAUCAGUGCUUAUACUCAAAUACGCUCACACAAUAUUUGUGGCAGGAGUGAUCUUUGGAGUUGUUUCUGUUAAUUAAAAAGUACAGAAGCUGGAGAGAGACAUAAUUGUUUUGAAAGCUGACGGGAGGAAGAAUCUGUGGAACGCUUAAACUUCUUCCACUUCAAACUUCUUCCACUUCAGUCCUCUGAAGCUGGAUCAGUAAACCAAAUCCCAGGUUUAUCCAAAUGACAAAACAUAGUGUAUUACAAAGACUCUUGCUUUUGUUGGUAUUAAAAUCUCAUGGCUUUGGGGUGAAAACACUCCAUAUUAAAGAUUUUAUUAUACAUUGCAGAACUGGGAUUCUAUAUUUAAAAUAUAGAGUGUUACUCUCACUAGUCUACUUCUAUAAUGAAGUUAACCUAAGGAAAUGUGAGCAUAACUGUGUAGCACCAGUGGGCAGCCUUUACCGUGAUGUCAGUCACAGCCUUUUGGCAAGCAGCAGCUAUACAUGGAGAACUCUCUAUCUUGCAUCAAUUCAGCAUUCAGUGGGUUUACAGAGUAAGUAUGAUUUAUGGAGCAAGAAAGUGAUGAACACGAGCAGAUAGGCACUCAAGUUUUUAUUAUACUACACAAUAUGGAAGUUGCACUCACUCUGCAUUCACAUGCCCUAAAUGUCAAAUACCUAAAGAUGCUCUUACUGAUUAUUUUACAAGGCAGCAGGUUGAAAUCCAGUUUUAAAGGUCCCAGUAUGUUUGGUUGACUAUGAUCUUUUGAUUACUUUCCCUGGAGCCACCUUUGUUUGCCCUGAUGUCACUAAAAGCAGGAUGAGAUGAGAUGAGAUCUACAGCAGAGUAAGAAUGAAGUCCUCAGCACUGUGGCUCCUUGAAUGGUGUGUGCAGACAGAAACCUUGCAGGAGCUGCAGUAUGCUUUCAGUAUGCUCCAAAGGGGAAAAUCUGAAACAUCCAAAUUUAAGCUCUCCUUCCCUUCUCCUUUCCACAGCUGUUUUCUGCUCAUAAUUGCCAUGCAAGGGCUAAAGGUUGAAACAGGCACUUUAUAGCCUUCUGGUUCUGAGGAGCAUGAUUUUUUUUCCUCCAUCCAAUAACCUAUCCAGCUUUAUUUCUUCUUUUCUCCCUUUUCCUUAUUUUGUCAAGAAGAGGGAAUUUAAGCAGGAGUUAGACACUUAGCUGGCGUAAAUAGUCACUGCUCCAGUGCCUCCUAAUAGAGCAGCAUCACCAACAUGCUGAAAACCUUCCCCUUAAUCUCCAGCAGAAGUUUGGGAGCAGUAGUUUGGGAGCAUGUAGUGUUUCCAGCAUACACAGGUGGCAGAUGGCUCAAGAAGUCU
Molecule: messenger RNA, 3185 nt
Organism: Manacus vitellinus (golden-collared manakin)
Lineage: Eukaryota; Metazoa; Chordata; Aves; Passeriformes; Pipridae
Gene: NOX4
Product: NADPH oxidase 4
Exons: 17
Coding region: 88-1692 (534 amino acids)
Biological process (GO): superoxide anion generation; defense response
Cellular component (GO): NADPH oxidase complex; plasma membrane
Molecular function (GO): superoxide-generating NAD(P)H oxidase activity
Source: RefSeq, a predicted model, not a curated record